AUGUCCAGACCAAAAGUCUUCUUCGAUGUUACCAUUGGAAACAAUCCAGCAGGUAGAAUUGUCUUUGAAUUGUUCAACGAUGUUGUUCCAAAGACUGCUGAGAACUUUAGAGCCUUGUGUACUGGUGAGAAGGGAUUCGGAUACAAGGGAUCCAUCUUCCAUAGAGUCAUUAAACAAUUCAUGAUUCAAGGAGGAGACUUUACCAAUUUCAAUGGUACUGGUGGUAAGUCCAUCUAUGGUACCAAAUUCGAAGAUGAGAACUUUAAGAUCAAGCACACUGAGCCUGGAUUGUUGUCCAUGGCCAAUGCUGGUAAGAAUACCAACGGUUCUCAAUUCUUCAUUACCACUGUUCCAUGCCCAUGGUUGGACGGUAAGCAUGUUGUCUUUGGAAAGGUUGUUGAAGGAAUGGAUAUUGUGACUCAAAUUGAAAACUCCAAGACCAAUCCAAAUGACAAACCGCUCCAAGAAGUUAAGGUUGCUGAUUGUGGUCAAUUGUAA
Messenger RNA from Naegleria fowleri, 498 nucleotides. RefSeq lists its product as uncharacterized. The record is from RefSeq and is a predicted model, not a curated record. The transcript has 2 exons. Bases 1 to 498 code for a protein of 165 amino acids. Gene Ontology annotation, molecular function: peptidyl-prolyl cis-trans isomerase activity. Gene Ontology annotation, biological process: protein peptidyl-prolyl isomerization; protein folding. NCBI's taxonomy places the organism in Eukaryota, Heterolobosea, Eutetramitea, Acrasida, Naegleriidae.